Thlaspi arvense is the source of this 567-nucleotide messenger RNA. Lineage: Eukaryota; Viridiplantae; Streptophyta; Magnoliopsida; Brassicales; Brassicaceae. The record is from the annotation of a GenBank genome assembly.
AUGGGCCUUCUGGAAAUAGCAUACAAAUACGAACAAUCUCUUUUUGAAAGACACGAUGAGAAAGAUGGGACACCUCUUUCCACUGCAGCAAGCAUAGGCUAUCUUGAUGGGGUUCGCUUCAUAGUACAGAAAUUUCCUAAUCACGCAUAUGACAGAGGCCCAUUAGGUUGCUGUCCCAUUCACAGGGCAGCCAGGAAAGGCCACGUAAAAGUCAUCAGAGAGUUUCUACGACUUUGCCCUGAUUCAGGAGAGCUACUCAACUGGUCCUGUCAAAACAUCCUUCAUAUGGCCGCCGAGAGUGGCAGAGCUAACGUUGUUAUGUUUAUUCUCCAAGUGCCGCAUCUUGAGAUGCUUAUCAAUGAAACGGAUCAAUUAGGAAAUACCCCACUACAUUUGGCCACCACUGCUGCUUGUUUUAAGGUUGUAGAAAUACUCACACGGGACAAAAGAGUUCUUUUAGACCUAGAGGAUAAUAAAGGCCACACAGUCGUGGAUGCUGCACAGAGGUCCUCCAAUGCUGAUUCCCCAUCUGUUCGACAGUGUGCGCUCGCGCAGGCGGAACUAUAA